Molecule: messenger RNA, 2259 nt
Organism: Parascedosporium putredinis
Lineage: Eukaryota; Fungi; Ascomycota; Sordariomycetes; Microascales; Microascaceae
Source: the annotation of a GenBank genome assembly
AUGGCGUUAAAUUUGCGAGACCGCCGUCUCUACCGGGAAGAUGAAAAGGCGAACCACCGCCUCCUGAAUGAUGACCAACGGCAACGCCUCCUCGAUGAGUAUAUGCCCCCGCCUCCACCUACCUCGACCGUCGGAAAGAACAAAGUUACCAAGGCGUGGGACACCAAGUCGCAAAACGCCCGAAACUCCCACCUUGGCGUCCGCCGCUUCCUCAAGAGCCAGCUCCACCUCCUGAUAUUCACCCUCCUGCACUCCUUCUUCUCCCUGUACGUCAAGACGCGGCAGACAUGGAACAAGGUCUGCUACAGGGUAUCGUCCAUCAUUUCGUACCACCACCGAACCCCCGAGCUCAUCGAGAACGACGUUCGCAGUCUGCGCCAAAAACCCGAGCACCUCAGCGCCGUGCUCAACAUGCACGAAGAUGCGAGGGCUACGGAGCUGGAAAGGCUCGUGAACGAGGCCGCCGACAUUGCCGUCUGGACGGCGUGCGCGGGGAUUCCCAUGCUCUCCAUCUAUGAGCGAUCCGGUACACUUAAGCGAUACCUACCCCAAAUUCACCAAGCGAUCCUCCAACGGUUCGCCUCGUACUUUGGCGAGCAGUACCCCGGUCUGACGGUGACCGCGCCUCACACCGAACCUGUGGACUCGGCGCCCAUGGGCGGCAGUGCCCUCGAAGGCAAGCUCAAGCACCUCAACAUCAUGUUCAUCUCGUACAAGGAUGGGCGGGAGGCCAUGGUCGACCUGACCAAGACCCUCGCAGAGAUGUCGCAAAAGGGCAAGCUGAACCCGGCCGACAUCCACAUGGACCUCAUCGACGCGGAGCUCUCCGAGGGCAUCAUGCCCGAACCUGACCUUCUCCUCCUGUUCACCCCCACGUCGAGCUCUUUGGCUACCCCCUUGGCAGAUCCGGCGAGUACGAACGUUUUAGGAGAGACGUGGAAUGCCGACGCCGAGUCCGUCAUGAUCCAACUCCGGGCACCCCUGGCGCGGGCCAUGACAACGCUGGACCGGGCCCUCUUCUCCCAAAAGUUCCCUCUCGCCGCCGCCGCCGUGCGCGAGCCCCGCCACCUCGCGCGCUACCGCAAGGACCUGAUCCACGAGGCCAAGCUCUUCAACCGCUCCGGCUUUAACCCCCUGCUACUCCUUAGUCCCGAGGUCAAGCAUGAGUCAAAGGCUACAUGGGGUGAGACUAUCCAACGUGGCCACACCGAGGGCGAGGUGGAUGUUGUCCCCUAUGAGCUCGCGCUCGACUACGACAGGUGGACAUAUCCCGUGAAACCGCUUACCCAGAUUCUCGCAGACGAGGUCAUCCAGUCCAUCCUUCCCGAAGAGCUUCACAAUGAAGUCCCCUCCGGGUUCAACUCAGUCGGUCAUGUUGAGGACAGAGAACUCACCAGCCCUUGCAAAAGUUCACCUGAACCUCAGGGAUCAGUACCUCCCCUACAAAAGGUCAUCGCCGACGUCAUUCUGGACAAAACGCCGCGUUUCCGCACCGUCAUCAACAAGAUCGACACCGUCGGUCAAGAGUCCGAGUUCCGCACCUUUAGCUACGAGGUGCUCGCGGGCCCAGACGACCUCAACGUCGAGGUCAAGGAGAACGACUGCAUCUUCCGCUUCGACUACGCCAAGGUAUACUGGAACUCCAAACUGGAGCCCGAGCACACUCGUCUCAUCAACAAGUUCCGUCCCGGCGAGGUGGUCUGCGACGUCAUGGCCGGCAUCGGGCCCUUUGCCGUGCCCGCCGGUCGCAAGGGCGUCUUCGUCUGGGCCAACGACAUGAACCCCGAAAGCUACAAGUAUCUUAGUGAGGCAGUGGCCAGGAACAAGGCGGAUGGUUUCGUCCGCCCCUUCAACGAAGAUGGCCGCAAGUUCAUCCAUCGCGCCGCUGACCUCGUCCUAGACAGCUCCCGGAGCGGCGACCACGUCCUCGUCCGCCCCAAGCACAGGCCCUCCAGGACAAAGCCUGGCCCGGCACCAGAGCCUACCCGCGAGCUCUUUGCCCCGCACACCGAGGCCAAACUCCCUGUAGUGCACGUUCACUGUUUUGCGCCCAAGUUUUCGGACGAGGAGGUUGCCGAGGACAUCAACAAGCGUAUCUUUGACGAAAUUGGCGUCAAGCUACCUGUAGGCGACGACCUUGAUGCUGGCCAGGUUUCCAUUUACGAUGUCCGCGAUGUGGCCCCCAACAAGCGCAUGUUUUGCGCCAGCUUUAGGAUACCCCCAGAGGUCGCCUUUGCACCUCGGGAGCCAAGCACCUGA